Molecule: messenger RNA, 1483 nt
Organism: Magallana angulata
Lineage: Eukaryota; Metazoa; Mollusca; Bivalvia; Ostreida; Ostreidae
Product: RNA-binding protein NOB1-like
Exons: 8
Coding region: 14-1468 (484 amino acids)
Biological process (GO): maturation of SSU-rRNA; ribosomal small subunit biogenesis
Cellular component (GO): preribosome, small subunit precursor
Molecular function (GO): RNA endonuclease activity
Source: RefSeq, a predicted model, not a curated record
AAUACUGACCUAGAUGGAAAGCACCUGCAACAUGUCAGACAGCAAAAUAAAGCACGUUGUGGCCGAUUCUGGGGCAUUUAUCCGUAACGCUCCUCUUAACAGCAUUGGAGAAAAAAUAUACACAGUACCAAAAGUUGUCAACGAAAUCAAGGACAAAGCCACUUUACAGAGACUUCAAUUUUUACCAUAUCAACUUGUUCCCAAAACUCCAACACCAGAAUGCAUAAAAAUAGUUACAGAGUUUUCAAAGAAGACAGGGGAUUACAGAAGCUUGUCAGCUGUGGAUAUUCAAGUGAUUGCACUUACAUAUCAGCUGGAGAAGGAAAAUGUUGGAACAGACCACAUAAAAACUGUGCCUGACAGCAAGAUCGAAUGGACAGCCUCCAAAGCCAUGUUGGAAAAGCCAACGUCAAUUGCGGGGUUCUACCUUGCGAAAGGAAAAAACAAUAGUAGAACAACGUCAGAGUCUACAUGCACGUCCGACUUGCCGGACCAACAAGAAGCAUCUAAAGAAAAUUCAGAUGAGCCCAACAACUCAUGCACCUGUCCGUCCUCAGCUAGCGACCAAUCACAGUCGACAAAUCAAGAUGGAGACUCUAACCUAACAGAGGCAGAAAACCAGGCUGUCAAAGAAAGAGGUGAUGAAGAGACUGUCAAAGAAAGAGGUGAUGAAGAGACUGUCAAAGAAAGAGGUGAUGAAGGGACUGUCAAAGAAAGAGGUGAUGAAGGAACUGUCAAAGAAAGAGGUGAUGAAGGGACUGUCAAAGAAGAAGAUGAUGAAGGGCUCACUGUCACAGCUGAGAUGCUGGAGGAAACAGAAGAAGAUGAAGGGAUCGAGGAGGAUGAAGAGGAAGAAGAAGAUGAUGAUGAUGGUUGGAUAACGCCAAGUAACAUUACAAGUCUAAAACAGAAGAUGACUCAUGCUGAUCAAGAGAGAGUAGCUGUGUGUGUUGGAUGUGUGACCACAGACUUCGCUAUGCAGAACGUACUGAUACAGAUGGGGCUGAAUGUGAUAUCUGUGGAUGGGAUGCUGAUCAAGAGAGCUAAGAGUUUUGUACUCCGCUGUUUUGCAUGCAUGAAAAUAACUAAGGAUAUGUUAAAGGAGUUUUGUCCUUACUGUGGAAAUAGAACAUUGCAGAAAGUUUCUAUGACAGUUGAAGAAGAUGGCAGCAUCCGAUAUUUUCUUUCCCGCAGGAAACCAAUAUCAACAAAAGGAAUGAAGCAUCAGUUGCCAUUGCCCAGGGGAGGUAAACACGCCAGCAACCCUAUCCUCGUGGAGGACCAGCCCCUUCCCCAGCAGAGAGCCGCCAAGAAAAAGCAGCAACACAUGGAUGUGUUCGACCCUGAUUUUGUGGCCGGACAAUCUCCAUUCGCUCUGAAUGACAUUACCAGCCGAGCGGCACAGCUAGGAAUAAGGAAUAAUCAGUUUAAUAAACGUCAACAGAAUAGACAUGGAAGAAGGAAAUAAAAACUUAUGAUUUUC